Harpegnathos saltator (Jerdon's jumping ant) is the source of this 8757-nucleotide messenger RNA. Its product is annotated as small subunit processome component 20 homolog. The transcript is spliced from 11 exons. Gene Ontology annotation, cellular component: small-subunit processome; 90S preribosome; nucleolus. The record is from RefSeq and is a predicted model, not a curated record. NCBI's taxonomy places the organism in Eukaryota, Metazoa, Arthropoda, Insecta, Hymenoptera, Formicidae. The coding region runs from base 137 to 8398 and encodes 2753 amino acids.
UCUAUUAAUCUUUUAUAAAAAGAAAAAGAAACGUGAGCUGAGACGUACACGUGGGUGAGGUUUGAAUUAUUUAUUGAAAUAUUUUCUUUUAAAUAAAAUUCAAUAUAUGUGAAUGAAAAUAAGCUGUUGAAACAAGAUGAAAACCAAACCAAAUCGUCAUAAGGAAACGAACACUUUUAAGUUCAAAUCGUUUUCUGAAAGAGUGACUGAAAUUGACAUAGAUGUUUUUCAUCGUGUGGCACAUCGAAAUGAAGCUAGUUUUGAAGAAAUCGAAACUUAUUUUCAUGGAACACUACAGAAAUGGAAUGUUCUUAAUUUAACGGAUGGUUAUACUGAUUUUAAAAAGAAAGUACGGGAUAUUGUCACAUUGCCUCAAUUAAUUCACAAAAAGCAAUAUGUAGUUGACAUACUUUUGGAAUAUUUAAAAAAAGAGGAUUCUUUAUUUCUGCAACCAAUAUUGGAGUUGGUAGUAGCCAUAGCAAGAGAUCUUCAGAAAGAUUUUUAUGAAUAUUUCCCACAAUUUUUAUCUGAAAUAAUUUCUUUAUUACAAACAAAAAAUACAGACCAGAUAGAAUAUACAUUCACUACUCUGGCAUACUUGUUUAAAUUUUUAUGGCGGUAUUUGAUAAGAAAUGUAAAAACUGUUGUUCCUCUAUUGUUGCCAUUAUUAGCUGACACACAACCAGUCUAUAUAAACAGAUUUGCUGCAGAAAGUUUUGCCUUUGUAGUUCGUAAAAUUAAAGAUAAAGACUCUUUUUUAAUAUUAAUAUUACAUAUUUUGGAGGAUAAUACAAGUGUGAUAUCUGGCUGUGGCAAAUUAUUAUUUGAAGUUAUAUCUGGUAUUCCAGGACAAUUUCAUUCUUGUGCUGAGGAAAUGUUAACACUUUAUUUCAAUGCUCUGCAAGAUAAGUCUGUUAAUCAAAAGCUGACCUAUGAAGUAUUAAAAGAAAUUGUUGUGUGUAUAAAACAAAAUAUAUAUCCACAAAAAUGUAUUGUUAUGUGGAAUGCUAUAUUACAAGUAAUGGAUACAUUUAUAUUUGUUGAAAAAUCAGAGCAAUCACUGGAGUCUUGUAAGAGAGAAAAUCCCUUAAUUUUGUUGCUACAACUUAUACAUACCAAUAUCAGUUAUAAAAAUGGAAAGCUUGUAACUGAUGCUACAUCUCUGAUAAAAAAGUUGAUGGUUAUAAUUGAUACAUUCAAUCAAGAUAAUAGUAUUAUACAAGAAGCUAUUAAUGUGUCAGUUGCUAUUCUUUUAGCAUCUAAUAUUAAAUUAAUGCAAGAAAAUACAAGUCAACUAUUACUUAAGAUUAUGGCACUGAACAAUGUGGAAUUAUUAUACUAUGCUGUUGAAAAUUUGAUAGACUAUUCUUUAUUUGAGAUGUUAAUUUUACCUCAUAUUUUGCAGCGUAGUAUCUCUGCUGGAUUUGAUAGUAAGGCAUUACUUCUGUUUGCUAAAAUAAUUUUUGCAAAAGCAUCACCUUGCCUUAGUAGUAUAACUCUAGACAAAUGGAAGAAAUAUAUUUUAGAUAUACGAAAUGUCAGACAUGAAAGUAUAAAUUAUAUGUUAGUUGAAUUGACAACGUUAUCUACUGAUGUUACUUCACUUGAUGCAAUAAGAACUUUAAUAAUUCUGCCACACUUAAAACCUUUGUGUGAAGAAUUUAAAGAUACAUUAAAGACUGAGCUACUAUCUUUAUAUAAACAAAUAUUGAAGUAUGAUAGUGUGGAAGAUAUCAGGAAUAUUAAUAAAGUAUCUUUUAUAUUUUUAUUGACAUUAGAAUCGAUAAUACACAUAUUAAAGCCAAAUGAUUUUCACGAGUUCUUGCUAAAAUCUGACAUGAAAAUAGUCGACCUUAUUGAAAAAUAUUACGAAAAUAAAUAUAUUUUAAACUCAAUAGACCUUUGUUUGACGUACUUCGCAGCAUCAGAGUAUCACAAAUAUUACAUCAAUCUUGCAUCAUUUGAUAUGUUACAUAAAAAUAUAGUAAAAAAAAUGAGUUCACCUUAUAGCAAUGUUCGGUUGACUGCAGCGCAUUUAUAUUCUUUAUUUGCUAAUGUCGAAGGUCUGGAAUGUCAGAUGCAAAAUAAUGGAAAGAGUGCUAUGGAGCUUGUUUAUUUAGCUGAAUGUAAAUCUGCAACUGUACAAACGUACCGUGAUAAGUUGUUGCACUUGCAAGCUUUAGAAUUUCAGAGCCAUGCACUAAUUAAUCUAGAUCCGAAGUAUUAUGAGUUUCCAUUACGAUACUUGAUAGGUAAUAUGUAUGUCAAUUUCUCUUUACUCUGGGAACCUGUGAGUAUAAUUAUAGCUAGUUAUGGCAACAAAAGAUGUCAACAGUUUUGGCCAACAUUUCUUGCCGAAAUAACAUCUAAAAAUGAACCCGAAAUUGAAUGGAAACCGCCGUUUCAUUGUCACAUCAUUUCCUCGUUAGUAACAUCGAUAGAGAAACACGAUGACAAACCUGACUUCGAAAACCACAAAAUUCUUCUUUGGAAAUGUAUGACACAUUUCUCACAUUAUGCCGAAUCAAGAAAUAGAGACUUAACCGUAUUGUUCAUUGACUUUGUAAAUAUGAAUUUUUUCAAAUCUAAUUCAGAAGACGGUAAGUCUUGUAACAUUGAGAAACAUAAAAAGUUGUCCGACACAUGUAACGACAUGGAAGUUGAAAGUGUCGAUGAAGAAGAGGAUGAAAACAAUACUGUUGCAAAAGCUACAUUGACAAAUAAGACGAAUAAAAAUUACAAAACGAAGCUUUUAAUUGCUCAAAUGGAGAUAUUUGGCAGAGUACUAAAUCCAAAAGUGUUAUAUAGAGAAGCAGAGAUGCAUCAAAUUUACUUGGAUUUACUUUGUUCGAAGAAUACCGAUAUACAAAAAGCGGCUUUAAAUUGUCUCUUUAUAUAUAAAUAUAAUUAUCUUCUGCCGUACAAGGAAUCUUUGUACGGUUUAAUAAGUGAGAAGAAUCUUAAAAACGAACUUGCACGCUUCAAACUGGACAAAGAAAGUAAUAUGAUUCAGGAGGAACAUCGCGAGAAUCUUAUACCGAUUAUAAUGAGGAUUAUUUAUGCGAAAAUGAUCAUGAAAACCGGCAUGAGAACUGGCGGAAAGGCCGGUGGAUUUGCACGGCGUAAAAUCAUAUUGCGUUUUUUGGCUGGCACACAGGAAAACGAGAUGAUUACAUUCGUCAAAAUGGCAUUUAGAUCGUACAUGUCAUUAGAAAUGAAUCAAGCGUUCAGUUUGAAGCAACACGCUAAAAAGAUCGUCGACACGAUUGAUCUGAGCAACAUUAUGCCACCCAAACGCAUGCAAAGCGCGGUAAAUUUACUGGCUAUAGUAAUGGAACAGUUUGGCGGAAAAAUGUCGACGAAAUUACUGCCGCAUUUAUUCGGGAUACUAAUUUGCAUUUUGGCCGAGGCUACCGGGAUUCUGCGGAGAUCAGAAGAGGUUUACGCAGGAUACUUGCCGAUAAUUAAAAACGUGAGGACCAAUUGUAUCGGUGUACUGGCUAGGUUUUUCGUACACUUCGAAGAGUACGACUGGAAGCAGCACGAGAUAGAUGCGGUCUUUGACGUAGCGAUAUUCCCUUGGUUACCAAAACUACCCGUUGAGAGUAUUCACAGUCCUACGGCUUUAUUGAAACUCUUUAUAGCAUGGGGCCAGAACCCUCGGUAUUAUCCGUUAUUUGUAAAGCAUCAGGAGGAUAAUAAGUCUGUCAGCCCGCUUCCUUACAUCAUGCAACUUAUUUCGAACCCCAAGACGCAUCCAUCUGUUAUCAACGCCGUUCUGGAGACGAUCGAAAAGAUGUUGACGCUACAGGAUUAUAGGAAAUCUAACGAGGAUACGGGCGAGAUGCAAAUCGAUUCACCGUUCUUACCGCUAAUACCGAUACUCACGAAUCUAAUCGAAGUGGAAGAGAAGAUAUUCUCGACAGGAAUUAAUUACGGCUCCGCGAUUCUUUUGCCACACAUCCCUCACAUUCUGGAAUUCAUCAAGAGCAGACUCAAGAAGAGGUCCAACAAGGGCGUAAGCAGGAUCGAGUUAGCCAUACUGUCGCGAAUCUCUGAAUUUGUCACUGACGCAGAAACGUGCGAUAUGUUGUUGGCGCUUAUAUUACCGAUAUUGAUAAGAAAGGCUAUGCAUAAUAACGAGGAGGCUGUUACGGAAUUGCUGACGACCGUCAUAAACCUUGUGAAAAUUGUGAACAGACCAGAGAUUCAUUUGCGUGCCAUUGCGCCACUGAUGGGUCUCACCUCAGAUAUAAGUAUUCGCCGACUUCUCAUACAGCUAUACAAUACCAUCGCUGAGAAGUCCACGGGAGAAAAUCGUGAGACGAUAACGCGCGACUGCAAUGUUCUGAUCGCACUUAACGCAUGGGACCACAGGUGGAUCGAUCAGCCAGACUUCCAGAAACGACUGGACGCUUUCGGGGAAAUUAACGACAUGGUAGAGAAGAACACGAUUACGCUGGAAUUUGGCGUGGCUGUAAUAUACAAUUGCUUCUACUUCCUGAAGGCCGAGUCGGAUCUGGCGAUAAGGGAUUACUCCGGCCAGUGCUUGAAGCUCGUCGCACCGAGACUAGCGAAGGAGCACCAGAAUAAUGCUGUAAAUAGGCGUUAUUUGAUGGACGAUACCAUUUUGGUACUCACGAGAAGAGGAAUCGUGAGUAAGAACGAAGCCGUUCGCUUACAGUCGAUUGCACUUAUAGGACACAUGGCAUUGGAAUGCUCGGAUGUGCAUCCUGUUUUGCGGGAUCUGUCUCUGCUCGCUAAUCGAGCCGACCCCGAAGUUGAUUUCUUCGAAAACAUGCAGCAUCUACAAUUGCACAGAAAGGCACGCGCAUUAUUAAAAUUCUGUGCGCUCGCUAAGACAUUAGAGAAGCCGAUCAAUCCUAGAACAUUGAUGCAAUUCAUUCUUCCUCUUUGCUCGUCGUACUUGUGCAACGAAGCCUACGUUCAUAAGAACAGCAUCGUUGAUGCUGCUAUUGAGACUGUCGGAAUAGCGUGCAGACUUUUACCAUGGCAUCAUUACGAGAUCAUCUUGAAACAUUAUUUAAGCAAACUGAAAAGUUCUGUAGAGUUUCAAAAGCAAAUCAUUAGAAUAAUCGUAGCGAUACUGGACGCCUUUCAUUAUGAUUUUUCGAAAUAUAAGCCAUCAGAAGAAAUUACUAAAGAAACUAAAGAAACGGAAAGUAACGUUGUUCCUGUCGAUGAAGAAGAAAUUAGUGCAAGGGCCGAUGAAAAUGUAAAUCUCGAAGAUGUGACACAAGAAGCUGAAGAGGAAUUAGAGAAAGUAUUGAAUGACAACGCUGAAAAUAUGGAGGAAAUGAUCGAGAAAGAUGGAGCGAAAACGGGGAACGUGCUGAUAAUUGAGAAACAAACGUUGCUUUCUCAGUAUGGAGCGAAAAGAGUAAUAUUCAGUAUAUCGAAUGGCUUGUUACCGCAAUUACAUCGUUCUAUUGUGGCUAGAACUCGGCAGGACAGUAGUCACAAGAUUAACAGGAAAAAGAUUGUAUCCGAUACGGAAGAGGACGAUUUAUUGCGAGUUCCUAUUGCUCUCGCACUUGUGAAAUUAUUGCAGAAAAUGCCCGAGAAUGUUCUAGAUGCAAAUUUGCCGGGGAUUUUUAUGAAAUUAUGUGCGUUUCUGAAAUCUCGUAUGGAAUCAGUUCGACGUGUGACUCGCGAGAUACUGCAAAAGAUUAUGAUCACAUUGGGUCCAAAUUAUCUUCAUUAUCUUUUGAAAGAGACGAAUACACUGUUAACGAGAGGUUUCCAGGUGCAUGUCCUUGUGUACACAGUCCAGUCUGUACUAUCUGCAUUGAAGCCAUAUUUUCAGAAGUUCGACAUUAAUCAUAAUUUACAAAGCAUUCUAUCUGUAUGCAAAGUUGAUCUGUUUGGAUUAACUGCGGAGGAAAAAGAAAUAACCGGUAUUGUUAAAAAUGUAUCAGAGGCGAAAAGUACCAAGAGUUUCGAUAUCUUACGUAUAUUGGCAGAAUUUAUAACGGAAUCUUGUUUAUUGGAUUUGAUAUUGCCGUUGAAGGAAGUGCUGAUGAAAACACACUCGCAUAAAACAGUACAUAAGAUUGUAGAAUGCCUGCGAAAUGUAACUCUGGGUUUAGCAGACAAUACUUACAUUCCACUGGAACAAAUGCUUAUAUUUCUUUACGGUAUUAUCUCAGAAAGUAUACCGGAUCUUAUCCCUGAAAAGGAAAAUAAAAAGCUCACGGAAGAGGAAACGAGAGGAUUAGUGCGACAAAAGCCAGAUUGUUUUAUCAUACCGCCAGAACCCAAAAGUAGGAUAGGUGUUAAAGCUGCAGCAAAAACUACUAGAAGUACUAAUGUUCACGUAAUGGUGGAAUUUGGUUUGAAACUUUAUCACAUAUUAUUGAAACGGGAGAAAGUUACCAGCACAGAAUACAAAUCUCACUUAGAACCUUUUGUACCACUUUUGAGUAAUUGUUUAAAUUCUCAACAUGUUAAGCUAAGUACUGUAGCGAUACAAUGUUUGAAUUGGAUGCUUAAAAUGAACAUGGCUUCGAUACAAACGUCGAUAUCAAACAUCUGUGAUGCCAUGUUCGGUAUUUUACACAAAUAUUCUGCUGUCGGUUUAGGUAGAGGAGAUAAUUUUGACCUCGUGAUGGCCACAUUUAAAUGCAUGUCCGUAGUCGUCCGUGAUGUGAAGCAUUUCACCAUAGACAUCGAUCAAUUAAAGCUUCUUAUUCUAUAUGCGGAACAGGAUCUGUACGAAAGCGAUAAACAAGCUACCGCAUUCACCUUAUUAAAAGCUAUAAUUCACCGGAAAAUGAUUGCUCCCGAAAUGCAUCCUGUUAUGGAACAAGUAGCCAUGCUGAGUGUCACCUCAGAGUUGGAGCACGUUAGAUUGCAGUCGCGUUCUGUGUUUUAUUCGUAUCUGAUGGCAUAUCCACUUGGUCAACAUUUGGACAAACACAUAUCUUUUUAUCUAAAUCAGCUAAGUUACGAGAUGCGGCCAGGUCGGUUGAGCGCAUUAGAAAUGAUUCAUACCAUAAUCACAAGUUUCCCUCUAAAAACUUUAAUUGCAAAAUCAGGACCUAUAUUUCUGGUGACCGGUGUAAGAUUAAUAAACGACGAUGAUCCGAUUUGUCGUAAGCUUAGUGCUAAAUGUAUAAAAGAAAUGAUAAACCGGUUACCUCCCAAUGAGAGAAACAUGCUAUUCGACAUAGUUUUUAAAUGGCUAAAUGAUGUUAAGAUAACACAUCGAACAUUAGCAGCGCAACUAUGUGGCAUAUUUGUAACAGUCGAAAAAGAUGAAUUUGAUUCACGGUUGAAAGUAAUUUUACCAUUGCUACUGAAACAGUUUUAUACAGAUUUCUCUGCUUCUGACAAUACAGAGCCUGGACCAUUCGUACUGCUAAAUAAUCCAAGUGAUACACAGACGAAAUGUCCCAAUAUAAAAGAUCCAGAAAGGAUGAAAGAUCAUCAUUUAUUUCAAGUAUUACAGUUGCUGUUAAAGAUGUCUGCACAUUGCACAUCUUUCCUCACGAAUGAGAAACACAACGAUUUCGUUUGUUCCUUCGCCGAAUAUAGUCAGUCCUUGUUAGGUCAUCCGCAUAUUUGGGUUCGAUUAGCAGCCGCACAGUUAAUUGGUUUUAUUCUGGCUACUCUUGACAUUGAUAGGAUCGUGGAACUUCUAAAUAAUCCGAAGAGUGAAAAAUCACAUAAUGGUUACAUAUAUUCGAAUCCCACUGAUACCAUAAGAAGGUUAACUCUAGAUUUAGUGGCACAAAUCCAUCCUGACAUGACAUUUGAAGAGUUAGCGGAUCAAGUUGUGAAAAAUCUCAUUUUUAUCGCGAAAAUACUAAAAUCAAUUGAUAACCGGACCGUCGAAAGUGGCACACAAAAUGAUGAAAACAAAACAAAGGAGAGUAACAAUUUAUCUCUUCCUUGGCUCGUCAGAAGAUUGAGAAGAGUUGUUAAUUUAGAAAUAACACAAACUCCUAAAUCAACAUCAGUGAGAACCGCAGUGUUUAAAUGUAUUGCUGGUAUAGUGGCUACAAUACCUGUAGAACAUUUAAACGUGAUACUUUUUAGUAUUAUGUCACCAUUAGUUCGAGAGAUAGCUAUGACAACAGAACAGAACAGAGAACAGAAUGCCGAAUUACGUCGACUUGCUAAGGAAGUAACUUCCAUGAUUAAAAAAUCUAUAGGUAAUGAACAAUAUAUCCAAUUAUUAAAUCGUGUGCAACAACAACUCGAUGUUAAGAGAGCGGAAAGAAAGAAAGUUCGCGCGCAACAGUUUGUUGUUAAUCCUGAUUUAGCCGCCAAACGUAAACUAAAUAUGCAACAAAAGAAAAAAAUAGCAAAGAAAAAGAAAACAUGCAUUGUUCCGAACUUGAAAUCAGAUUCGCGUUUUUCUUGUCCGCCUUGAAAUCUUCCCGCGGAUAGAUUAAAAAAUCUAUAAAUAAUGAAAAAUACAUCAAAUUCCUAAAUCGUGUGCAACAAAAACUCGAUGUUAAGAGAGCGGAAAGAAAAAAAGUUCGCGCGCAACAGAUAAACUAUUUAUUUCUUUAUGUCUUUAUUAAUUCUUUAUAAUACAUAUGUAUAUAUAACAUAUAUCUUUUAUAAAGAAAUAGGUUUAUACUUAACACUUUAUACUACACUGUAUACAUAAUGAUUAUAUUUAUUGCAGUUUGUUGUUAAUCCUGAUUUAGCCGCUAAACGUAGAUUGAAUAAACAACAAAAGAAGAAUAGCAAAAAAAAGAAAUACAUGUAAUAUAAAUAUCGUGA